CGAUACUUUCGCAGAAAGGGGACUUGAACGACUCUCGAGAACUAGUUCAGUUGACAAAGUUCAGCUGCAUUUGUCCAGACAUAACAAACCGAAAAUAAUGAAAAGCGUGUCAGGUCUUAAAAAUGGCAAAUCAAAUAAAAAAAGAAAAUUCGAAGAGCAUGCACCGAUUACAACAACAGAGCCAACACCGCCCAAACAACGUAUGGUGGUAACACCUUGGACUGACACCGCCGAGUUUAAAAUGGUAUACAAUUGGCUGUUUGACAAAGACACGACGCCAGUUAAUUUACGAAAAGCGCUCAGUCAGCUGCGCAUUUGGAGUCUGCGAAGAGGCACACUUUGUCCCGCCUCAGUAUUAGCCACUAGUGUUUUGAUUAAGGCACAACUGGAGGAUAAGCAGGGCAAUAGCAACAUACAGACUACCUACGCGAGCGCCUUUACACGCUUUUUCAACUUUAUGUCUUCAAUCAUGCAGGAUUAUAAUAUGAGCAGCAUGUAUGAAACGGCACGUAAGCUGGGUCUCCAGUCUUUUAUAGUGGAUCUGCGACAUUUAUGUGCGCAUGGACAGGAGCUGCCCCCAGCAGUAGUGCUGCGACAUACUGCCGAGCAUUGUACGGAAUGGAUGCGUAAAUUUUACUGGUUACCUCAACGCGAAAAAAUGGCGAAUUUGGAUGCACAAAACCUACAGAGAAAAGACAAAUUGAAAUUUGAAAGAGAGCUCAGUGUGUUAUUUGAACUUUAUGACUUGGCGUUGGAGUGUCAGCUUGAAGGCGCAUAUAAACUGAAAGCUAUUAAUAAACUAAAAUCCAGUAUGGAGUUUAACAAGCUAAGAGUUUAUAGUUCUACGAAAAAAGCAAAAACCACAAUGGAAAUGUUAAAUGCCGUUGUUAACGAUCUGGCUGCGGCUAUCAAGCGACAGCCCAUGGAAGAAUUGCUGGAUAUAUAUAUGUCAAGUGUGCUGAAUAUGAAAUAUUUUCUUGUUGCUGGUCUCAAACACACCGAACAGGAGGAACUACUUAUUGAAGCCACACAAGAGCUCUUUCGUCUAUUCGCCGUGCAAGGGUAUAUUGAAAAUCUUUUUGUUGCCUUUGUGCAGUUGACGGAGAAUGAGAAUGUAAGCAAUGAAAGACGCGCUGGAGCUAGCUAUUGGGGUAGCAAAAUGCUGCAAACCUUUGUUAUGCUGAGCCGAAUGAAGCGAAUGUAUCAAGAGGAAUUAGAUAUGAACCCCGACUUUAAACCAAUUGACUUUUCAAUGCUAAAUAAACCAGUUGUAUCAAAACUACUGCGUCAGUUGCUUAUACACUCAGGCGUGGAUCAGUCACUUACGCUAAUCUUUUGUGAAACUUCAAAAAAACCACGAUCCUGGGUAUUUGAUGAAGAGUUUUUAAUACAGCGACAGAAUAACUUAAAUACAUACUCGGCAACUAUACUAAAGGGCUUACUGCCAUUGAUGGACUCACCAUUAACAGCUGAGCAGAUAGAAAAUCUAACUGAACUAUGCAACAUCUAUGAAGCUAGAAGCAGAAAACAAUCAGAGGAAGCACCAACAAUUACAAAUAUUGCACAGAGUGCAACAUUUGGCAUUUGGAAGUUAGAGACGGAUUAUGACUGGUCUAAGUGUGCGCUUGGUGUGUUGCCUGAAGAAAUAAGUCUGGUGUAAUAAUUUAUAAAAUGAUUACAAAAUAAAUAUAAUUUAUG
Molecule: messenger RNA, 1698 nt
Organism: Drosophila busckii
Lineage: Eukaryota; Metazoa; Arthropoda; Insecta; Diptera; Drosophilidae
Exons: 5
Coding region: 98-1660 (520 amino acids)
Biological process (GO): maturation of 5.8S rRNA; maturation of LSU-rRNA
Cellular component (GO): Las1 complex; preribosome, large subunit precursor
Molecular function (GO): endonuclease activity
Source: RefSeq, a predicted model, not a curated record